Molecule: messenger RNA, 1918 nt
Organism: Ceratotherium simum simum (southern white rhinoceros)
Lineage: Eukaryota; Metazoa; Chordata; Mammalia; Perissodactyla; Rhinocerotidae
Gene: SLC6A12
Product: solute carrier family 6 member 12
Biological process (GO): nitrogen compound transport; amino acid transport; sodium ion transmembrane transport
Cellular component (GO): cell projection; plasma membrane
Molecular function (GO): gamma-aminobutyric acid:sodium:chloride symporter activity
Source: RefSeq, a predicted model, not a curated record
CCUUCUCACCAUCCCGCCCCGCUCCCAGCUCUGUGGACUUCUGACCCACUGCAUGGCUAUGGAGAGCAAAGGGGCCGUCCACGAGGAUGCGCCUCCUGUGGUCUUCUGGGUCCCGGAGGAGGCAGAGAAGUUGGACCAGGAAGGCAAGGGCCAGGUGAAGGAUCGGGGCCAAUGGACCAACAAGAUGGACUUUGUGCUGGCAGUGGCCGGGGAGAUCAUUGGGCUGGGCAAUGUCUGGAGGUUUCCCUAUCUCUGCUACAAAAAUGGAGGUGGAGCCUUCUUCAUCCCCUACCUUGUCUUCUUCUUCACCUGCGGCAUUCCGGUGUUCUUCUUGGAGGUGGCGUUGGGCCAGUACACCAGCCAGGGGAGUGUCACAGCCUGGAGGAAGAUCUGCCCCCUUCUCCAGGGCAUUGGUCUGGCAUCUGUGGUCAUUGAGUCCUAUUUGAACGUCUAUUACAUCAUCAUCCUUGCCUGGGCCCUCUUCUACCUGUUCAGCUCCUUUACCUCUGAACUGCCCUGGACCACAUGUACCAAUAACUGGAACACAGAGUACUGCGUGGACUUUCUGAACCACUCGGGAGCCAGCACAGCGACCCCCUCUGAGAACUUCACCUCACCUGUCGUGGAAUUCUGGGAGAGACGAGUUCUGGGCAUCACCUCGGGCAUCCACGAGCUGGGGGCCCUGCGCUGGGAGCUGGCCCUGUGUCUCCUGCUCGCCUGGGUCAUCUGCUACUUCUGCAUCUGGAAGGGGGUCAAGAUCACAGGCAAGGUGGUUUAUUUCACAGCCACGUUUCCCUACGUGAUGCUGGUCAUCCUUUUGAUCCGAGGCGUCACCCUUCCUGGGGCCUAUGAGGGCAUCGUCUAUUACCUGAAGCCAGAUCUGUUUCGCCUCAAGGACCCCCAGGUGUGGAUGGACGCAGGCACCCAGAUCUUCUUCUCCUUCGCCAUCUGCCAGGGGUGCCUGACAGCCCUGGGCAGCUACAACAAGUACCACAACAACUGCUACAGGGACAGCAUCGCCCUCUGCUUCCUGAACAGUGCCACCAGCUUUGCAGCCGGGUUUGUAGUCUUCUCCAUCCUGGGCUUCAUGUCCCAAGAGCAGGGGGUGCCCAUUUCUGAAGUAGCCGAGUCAGGUCCUGGUCUGGCCUUCAUCGCAUUCCCCAAGGCUGUGACUAUGAUGCCCUUAUCCCCGCUGUGGUCCUGCCUUUUCUUCAUCAUGCUCAUCUUCCUCGGGCUGGACAGCCAGUUUGUCUGUAUGGAGUGCCUGGUGACGGCCUCCGUGGACAUGUUCCCCCGGCAGCUCCGGAAGAGCGGGCGACGGGAGCUCCUCAUCCUGGCGGUGUCGGUCACGUGCUACCUCAUAGGGCUCUUCCUGGUCACCGAGGGCGGGAUGUAUAUCUUCCAGCUGUUUGAUUAUUAUGCUUCCAGUGGCACAUGCCUGCUCUUCCUCUCAGUGUUUGAAGUCAUUUGCAUCAGCUGGGUGUAUGGGGCUGACCGUUUCUAUGACAAUGUUGAGGACAUGAUUGGCUACCGGCCAUGGCCCCUGCUGAAGAUCUCCUGGCUCUUCCUGACUCCUGGACUUUGCCUGGCCACUUUCCUCUUCUCCUUGAGCAAGUACACACCCCUCAAGUACAACAACGUCUACGUGUACCCUCCCUGGGGGUACUCCAUCGGCUGGUUCCUGGCUCUCUCCUCCAUGAUCUGCGUCCCGCUCUUCAUCGUCGUCACCCUCCUGAAGACCCAGGGUCCCUUCAAGAAGCGCCUGCGGCAGCUCGUCACCCCUGACCCCAGCCUGCCACAGCCCAAGCGACACCUGUGUCUGGAUGGUAGCACUGACCAGGCCUGCACGCCCUCCCCAGCAAGGGAGGGGCUGAUAGCUGGGGAGAAAGAGACCCGCUUGUAGGAUGUGGCUGGAAGC